AUGGUUUUGCUGGGUGUAGGAUUUGCUGCCCAGCGGGGCUCCUUGUUCCUCUGGAUUGACAAGCCCUCCACCACCACCAGUGUGUUCACAGCAGGUCCCCUGGAUGAGACCACUCAGCCUUCAGCCCCAGAGGCGACCCAGGCCGUCCUUGCCAGGUCCCUGUCCCGGACUGGCGCCCCGCGGCAGAGGUUCCACCCCAGAGGAAUUCAUAGCAGUGUGCAGUGCAAGCUGCGCUAUGGAAUGUGGCAUUUCCUAUUUGGGGAUAAAACAAGCACGAGACUGACAGAGCGCAGCAGGGUGAUAACUGUAGAUGGCAAUAUAUGUACCGGAAAAGGCAGACUUGCAAAAGAAGUAGCAGAGAAACUAGGCUUCAAGCACUUUCCUGAAGCGGGGAUUCAUUAUGCAGACAGUACCACAGGAGAUGGGAAGCCCCUCGCCGAAGACUAUAGUGGCAAUCUUAGUUUGGAGAAAUUUUAUGAUGAUCCGAGAAGCAAUGAUGGCCACAGUUACCGCCUGCAGUCCUGGUUGUACAGCAGUCGCCUCCUGCAGUACUCAGAUGCCUUGGAGCACUUGCUGACGACAGGACAAGGUGUUGUAUUGGAGCGCUCCAUCUUCAGUGACUUUGUGUUCCUGGAGGCGAUGUACAACCAGGGAUUCAUCCGAAAGCAGUGUGUGGACCACUACAACGAAGUGAAGAACAUCACUGCCUGCGAAUACUUGCCCCCGCACCUGGUGGUCUACGUCGAUGUGCCCGUUCCAGAGGUCCAGAGGAGGAUUCAGAAGAAAGGAGAUCCACAUGAGAUGAAGAUCACCCCUGCCUAUCUGCGGGACAUUGAGAAUGCCUAUAAGAAGACCUUCCUCCCUGAGAUGAGUGAAAAAUGUGAGAUUUUACAGUAUUCUGCAAGAGAAGCUGAAGAUUCAACAAAGGUGGUAGAGGACAUUGAAUACCUUAAGUUCGAGAAAGGGCCGUGGCUCCAGCAGGACGAUCGCUCUUUACACCACCUGCGAUUACUGGUUCAGGAUAAGUUUGAUGUGCUGAAGUACACAAGCAUUCCUGUCUAUCUCCCGGAAAUCACCAUUGGAGCUUAUCAGUCUGACCGUGUCUUGCGUCAAUUCAGAGCGCUGCCAGGCCGCAAGUACAGCCCUGGGUACAACACCGAGGUGGGAGACAAGUGGAUCUGGCUGAAGUGAACGGGCCGCCUUCUGCUCCAGCUGCGUCACAGCGACAGCGACGGCCAAGCUGCACCAGCCGCACUCUCCUGGACGCCAUAUGGCUUUAAGAUCGGGGGAGGGUAAAUAAUGCGAAAAUUGCACAGUGGAAGAAGUGGUCUCACAAAAAGCCAUCCAUCCUGUGGUGUAGGUAGUGGAGUCGGGGGAGCAGCGUCCAUUCUGGAUGUUUGGAGCCCUCUGGCUUUGUUUUGGAAUGGCCCACCCCUCUCACUGGAAAACAGUGGUCUGCUGUGAACGGCCGGCUCUCGGCGGCCCCUGUGGUUUCAGUGCUGCCCUCUGUGCCAUUCAGGUUGUGUACGUUGUUUUUCUUCCGACUUCCAGAAAUAAAAGCGUUUCCGUGGGA
Molecule: messenger RNA, 1573 nt
Organism: Mandrillus leucophaeus (drill)
Lineage: Eukaryota; Metazoa; Chordata; Mammalia; Primates; Cercopithecidae
Gene: NDUFA10
Product: NADH dehydrogenase (ubiquinone) 1 alpha subcomplex, 10, 42kDa
Exons: 11
Coding region: 1-1191 (396 amino acids)
Biological process (GO): mitochondrial electron transport, NADH to ubiquinone
Cellular component (GO): cytoplasm
Source: RefSeq, a predicted model, not a curated record